ACCAAGAUCUUCCAGACGACAGGCUUCCAGUCAGCGUCAAAGUGGGACGCCCGCUACGCUGUCGCACUAAAAGUCAAAGUGAUCCAGUGCGAUGACCAUUUUGAGGUCGUACCUAAAGAGUGCGCGCCUACGACGACGGCUUUCCUUUGCAGAGGAUUUCUUCGUUUUAGACAGAUCGGAGAUACGCGAGGGCGCUAAGCGACGCCAGUUCCCGACUCCCGUAUCCAUCAUUUAUACGGCCUUUGCGCAGAUAUUGGAGUUCAGCUCUGCGGGAAGCGUAGCGAGCAGGGAGUCGCAGGAGAGCGAAAAGCAAGACAAAGACGAGACGGCCGUUGUGCACUUCUUGAACGAUUAUCUGCAGUGGAUUCUGGACGAAGUUGGGUUCGUUAGAACCCUAGAUGACAGACUCGUCACCCUGCAAAACAGAACUCCACCUUUUUCGAAAGGUUUACGGCUGCAUGCGGUGGAAGUUGUUUGUAAGACGGAUGGUUCCGUGGUUGUAGCUCUCGACAGUGGGGCGAAGUCCAAAGCAACUCCCACACACUUUCCUAUUUUCAAAGAGUGCAAACGGUUGCUGCACCGAAAACCGGAGGACAGUAUUGUUGGACAAGUCGCGGCGGAGUUGCUCUCCAUCGUACAGUUCGGCCAAGAGCAAAAACACCAUGACAACCCGGAGGCCUUCGGGAUUCUGUUGCAUCACCGUCAUGCGCAGAUUGUGUCGGCCUGCUUCUCCGAAGGCUAUUUAGACAAGCUGGAGACAGCCCACCCAACUAUCGAUUUUGGUCAAGGCGACUUUUUUGCCAUAAAAACCACCCGAACAUAUGACCUGGCGAUCGUCUCUGACCGCAGAGAGUUCACGAUUGCCGUCAUGUCCCUCUUCAAGUAUGUGGUCUCUGGCAGAGCACGGAUUGGGAGAUUGGAUGAGCUGAAAACUGAGAACGCAAUAAAUAUGUAACGUAAGUAAUAGAAUAUGUAGCGGGACUCCAUUACCCACUACUGUCCCAACCCAUAUAUAAAUUGAACAGCUCGCUACUAGCGGCUGCUUUCCCACGUAGCUGUCUCAUCAUCUCAUCAUGACAUCCUCCCACGAUGUCAGCCUAGCAGAACGCUUACGGGCACAUAGACGACU
Molecule: messenger RNA, 1129 nt
Organism: Fimicolochytrium jonesii
Lineage: Eukaryota; Fungi; Chytridiomycota; Chytridiomycetes; Spizellomycetales; Powellomycetaceae
Exons: 4
Coding region: 92-955 (287 amino acids)
Source: RefSeq, a predicted model, not a curated record